Messenger RNA from Emys orbicularis (European pond turtle), 1371 nucleotides. RefSeq names its product SMAD family member 3 (gene SMAD3). Gene Ontology annotation, cellular component: heteromeric SMAD protein complex. The transcript has 13 exons. Gene Ontology annotation, molecular function: RNA polymerase II cis-regulatory region sequence-specific DNA binding; I-SMAD binding; DNA-binding transcription factor activity, RNA polymerase II-specific. Bases 1 to 1371 code for a protein of 456 amino acids. Gene Ontology annotation, biological process: SMAD protein signal transduction; anatomical structure morphogenesis; transforming growth factor beta receptor signaling pathway. NCBI's taxonomy places the organism in Eukaryota, Metazoa, Chordata, Testudines, Emydidae. The record is from RefSeq and is a predicted model, not a curated record.
AUGUCCUCCAUCCUGCCGUUCACUCCCCCCAUCGUCAAGCGGCUGCUGGGCUGGAAGAAAGGGGAGCAGAACGGGCAGGAGGAGAAAUGGUGCGAGAAGGCGGUGAAGAGCUUGGUGAAGAAGCUGAAGAAGACGGGGCAGCUGGACGAGCUGGAGAAGGCGAUCACCACGCAGAACAUCAACACCAAGUGCAUCACCAUCCCUAGCCUCUGUUCAGAGGUUUGGUCCAGUAGCACAAACUCGGUGCAAGAUGAAUGGGACACAACCACAUUUUAUGCAUUAGUCCUCCAAACCAAAUCACUAGAUGGCCGGUUGCAAGUAUCCCACCGUAAAGGGCUUCCCCAUGUGAUCUACUGCCGGCUAUGGCGUUGGCCAGACCUUCAUAGCCACCAUGAGCUGCGUGCCAUGGAGAUGUGCGAGUAUGCCUUUAACAUGAAGAAAGAUGAAGUCUGUGUCAACCCCUAUCACUACCAAAGAGUGGAGACUCCAGUUUUACCUCCAGUGCUGGUCCCAAGGCACACAGAGAUUCCAGCAGAGUUCCCGCCAUUAGACGAUUAUAGUCAUUCCAUUCCAGAGAACACUAACUUCCCGGCAGGUAUUGAGCCACAAAGCAACUACAUUCCAGAGACACCUCCUCCAGGUUAUCUGAGUGAGGAUGGAGAAACCAGUGACCAUCAGAUGAACCACAGCAUGGAUGCAGGUUCUCCAAAUUUAUCUCCAAAUCCUAUGUCCCCAGCACAUAAUAAUCUGGAUCUGCAGCCUGUUACCUACUGCGAGCCAGCUUUCUGGUGCUCUAUAUCCUACUAUGAACUCAACCAGCGAGUAGGGGAGACAUUCCAUGCUUCACAGCCUUCGAUGACCGUGGAUGGCUUCACCGAUCCUUCUAACUCAGAACGCUUCUGUCUUGGCUUAUUGUCUAAUGUGAACAGAAAUGCAGCAGUGGAGCUCACAAGACGACACAUUGGAAGAGGAGUAAGGCUGUACUACAUUGGAGGAGAGGUGUUUGCCGAGUGCCUUAGCGACAGUGCCAUUUUUGUCCAAUCUCCUAACUGUAACCAACGUUACGGCUGGCACCCCGCAACUGUUUGCAAGAUUCCACCAGGGUGUAACUUGAAGAUUUUUAACAACCAGGAAUUUGCAGCCCUUUUGGCUCAGUCUGUGAAUCAGGGUUUCGAGGCUGUGUAUCAGUUGACCAGAAUGUGCACAAUCCGAAUGAGCUUUGUCAAGGGCUGGGGAGCUGAAUACAGGCGGCAGACUGUGACCAGUACCCCCUGCUGGAUUGAACUGCAUCUUAAUGGCCCUUUGCAGUGGCUAGACAAGGUCCUUACACAAAUGGGUUCCCCAAGCAUUCGUUGUUCCAGUGUAUCUUAA